Molecule: messenger RNA, 9392 nt
Organism: Harpegnathos saltator (Jerdon's jumping ant)
Lineage: Eukaryota; Metazoa; Arthropoda; Insecta; Hymenoptera; Formicidae
Product: maternal protein tudor
Exons: 15
Coding region: 548-8914 (2788 amino acids)
Source: RefSeq, a predicted model, not a curated record
GAAAGUAUGAACCAACUAAAUUUAAGAACCUACCGAGCGCUAAGUAAACGGGUGUAAUACCGAAUGCGCGCAUCGAAUGUACUCAAAGGACCUUUCCGUUGGACAAAGGAUUAGCAGAUCAGCACCGAAAGUGACCGAAAGUAGUGUAUUUUUUGAAGCGUGUAUGGUGCGGCAAAUCUUUGUCAUUAACGGCGGUAAACUGCGGGAGAACUUGAAAGAAAGAAUAAGGUAGUGGAAAAUAUACUUAGUUUCAGGAAUGUUUUGUAUGCGUCAAUGGGUAUGUGUAUUGUACACAUUUUCGGAAUAGGGGGUCAGUGCGAAGGACAAGUAUUAUACAACCUCAAUAACUGAUUAACAUGAUUUUCGCUGAAAAGUCCGGAACGAAACGAACGAUAAGUACAUUCGCGAAUUAAAAUAUGUAAGAGAGGUUCGAAUCGCGAUUAUUUUACAAUGAUUGAUAAAAAAGAUAGAAGGAUAGAAGAAGUUACAGUUAUCAUACAAAGAACUAAAAUUGUUUGAUCUAAGGACAUAACCAGGACAAAUCAAAAUGUCUCAUCAUAGAGACAACAUACCAUGCCCUACUGAGACCAUCAUCUUUGUCACUCAUGUUGAAAGCGAUCGGGAGUACUUGAAGAUCUGGGGUCAACAGGAUACGCACACUGCUACCUGUGUGGAACGGUUCAUUUAUCCCUUGGUUGAACAAUUCUCUCAAGGUUAUGGCCGUCCAUCUAAAUCCAAUCCACCGAUGAUUGGUGCUUUGUGCUGUGGCAGAUUUAAAAAUGAUGGCUAUUAUCGCGCAAAAAUACUUGAUAUACGUCGUGAUGGCAUGAUAGUUGUGCAUUUUAUUGAUUAUGGCAAUAUAGAAAUCCUGCCACCAAAUGAUGUCCAUUUGUUGGGCAAUAUACCUGGAUCGGAACCUCUACAGACUUAUCCAGCAAUGGCAACUGAAUUUAUAUUACUUAAAAUAUUACCUGUAAAUGGUGUUUGGGAAAAUAGAAUAAUAGAGACAAUCAAGAAUAUCCUAUGUUACAAUGAAUAUAGAGCUCUUGUCAGUAAUGUAGCCAAUAACCGUUUCCUAGUAAAACUGUGGUAUAAUAAUGAAGAUUUCAGUGAUUUAUUGAUCAGACGCCACUUAGGUUUACCAGCAAAUGUGCAAGAUAUUUGCAGAAUGAAGUCUUUCUCACAACCGGAAAUGUUAUCAACACCAAUGUAUCAACAACAGAAUGAAGGCAAUAUGAAUAAUUUUACAACAAUGCCAAUGAUGCAAAAUGCAAAUAUAAAUCAGAAUACCAACAUGCAAGGGAUGUAUUGUAAAGCUCCUUCUCCUAACAUUACUCAACAUAAAUAUAUUGCACCUCAACUGUCGCCCCCUGUUCAAGAAGCACUCGUAUUCAAGUCUCGAGUCUUGGAUGUAGGUACCAUGCAUGACGUAUUGGUAUCAUGCGUGGAAGAUGGUCCACAAAAAUUUUCUGUGCAAGUUCAAAGUACGACAGAAAUACUGAGCCGACUUAUGAAAGAGAUAAAUAACCGUCCGAAAGAACCGUUGCAAGAACCACCAUUACCAGGAUCAGUUUGCCUGGGAUACACAGAGGGUAGAGUACUGUGCAGAGCAGUUGUGAUGUCCGUGAUGGAACACAAGUGCAAGCUAUAUUACGUCGAUUUCGGUCAUACAGAGGUUUUACCAUAUACAGACAUCUUUCAAUUACCACCUGAGUUUAUCAAUCCCAAAGUUCUUUCCAUUAGAUUUACAUUGAGCGGCCUAAAGGAACUGAACAUUACACAAGAGAUGAAAGACUACUUUAAAGAACUAGUGUCAAGGAAGCUGCUCUGUUUACAAGUCCGUCCACCAGAAGGACCGCCCUUGAUUCAAUACGGCGAUCUUUAUGAUAAUGGCAUUAAUAUAAAAGACAUGCUGAAAAAGGCAUUUCCAGUACCAGCUACAGUACCGAUGAUGUACUCUUAUCCGCAAUUACGCCGACUGUCAAAAGACGUUCAGGAAAUCAUACAUGUGUCGUUCGUGGAAUCGUGUAAGAAAUUUUUCGUACAACUUGAUAGUGGAACAAAAUCCCUCGAAUCAAUAAUGGCUGGUCUGUCACAGUAUGCUAAAACUUCGUCUGCUUUUAAUAUGGCACAACUGAAAGUAGGAUUACCAUGUGCUGCAUUAUACGAUUCAGAAUGGUAUCGAGCACAAAUUGUUAACAUUAGUGGAGAUAAAGUCAAAGUUGUAUAUGUUGACUAUGGAAACGAGGAGACACUGUCCAUAAUGUCGCUACGCACGAUUCACGAUGAUUUAGUGACGAAACUACCGGCACAAGCUAUAAAAUGUGCAUUGAAUGGCUAUGAAGUACUCGCACCGGAUCAGGAAAUUACCAGUCAUUUUGAACGAUUAACGCUCGAGAAACGUUUCUACAUGAAAGUUGUUGCUUCACAGCCCAAUAGCCUAUUAGUCGACUUAUUUGAGUUUGAAACAAUGAGGAGUGUUCAUCCCCAGCUAUUGAACAAUCUAUUUUGCGAUAAGACUGCAGAAAAUUCCACUAGUUCGCAAAAUGGAGAAAUUCAACAUUCUGCAAAAACAUCGAAUUUAUAUGACGUACAGAGGUGCAAUUUAUUGCAUCAUAGGUCUGGUACGAAUAUUCAAGCAAAUUUGGCUCACCGACAGAGAUUAAAACUGAAAAAUAUUAACACCGCACGCGGAGAUAAAGACAAGUAUAACAAAAAAAGUAAUGCAGAUUCUUGGAAUCGCAAUCAGAACGCCAAGUUUUCCCAAGAGAACAGACCAAAAACUUGGAGAGAAAAACAGAUUGUAAACGGUGAAUGGUCUCCAGAGAAACAAUAUGAAAACAGACGUGAGCGAACUGCUACUCAUUUCCAACGUGAUAAUUCACAAAACGAUCGUUUUGCCAAAGAGGUCAACACAAUCAAUAGAUCUGGGAGAUUGUAUAACAAAUAUGAUAAGGGCGAAAUAGAUACACCUAACAAAAGCAAUAGAGAAGCCUUCCGAAGUGACAGAAAUAGAUAUCCCACGAAUGAACCGAAAUUAUACCGUAAUAAUCCUUCUGAUAAAGUAUUUAAUGACAAGGAUUCUGAUACUUCGUCCAAAGGUAACGAUAGCCGCGGGAAAGGCAGCUUUAAUCGUAAUAGUCGAGGAGAAAGAUGUGACAACGGAAUACCCAGCAGACUGCAAACGACAAAGUGGAACGACCGAAACAACGAUAGGACUAGCUAUAAUAAAAAUGGGAGAUUUAACGGUGACUACAAUACGGGCGGUAAUAAUUUCAAAAACAAAGAAAAUUAUACAAACAAUAUCUCAUAUAAUCAGGAAGAUACUUGCGAAUUUUGGGAUACAAAAGAUGUUAAUACAGAAUCACAGAGCACAGUUAUAGCUAAUAAAGAAUCACAACUUGUGCCGAUGAAUAUUACUUUAGGCACUGUAAAGAAUUGUGAAGUAGUAUUUGUUAAUAGUCCAUCAGACUUUUUUGUUCAAUUAAAUCCUGAAUGUUUGGAAUUAGAGCCAAUUAUGAAUAGUAUUGCCGAAACUUACGAGAAAAAUGAAGAAAUGAUGCAAGCAUUUGAAAUAAAAUGUGACACAUCCUGUAUUGCUCAAUAUCAAGAAGAUCUUAAAUGGUACAGAGCGAUGAUUAAGUCUGUAGAGGGGAAUAAUGCGACUGUGAAGUUUAUCGAUUAUGGUAAUACUGAGUCGGUCGAUUUUACAAGAAUCAAAACCAUUCGAGAAGAAUUUUUGAAGCUACCAAUACAGGCGGUGCAAUGUAAAUUGCUUGGAUUAACAAAUGCGGGCGACCAGGAAGCAAUGUAUGCAACUUUCAUGCAAAAAAUUGAAGAGAAAUCAUUGGCCGUAGAAUUUAUCAGUGAAGGAAACGGAAUAUACGAAGUACUGUUGCACGAAGUCAUCGAUGGUAUAUCGAGUAAUAAUUAUAUAAAUGAAGAAUUUUGUACAAGCGCAGAUUUAACAAAGGCAAAAGAAACUGCGUUGAACAAAGUAAUACCUAAAAAAGGACAUAUAGUUCCCGAUUAUACUCCUUUCAGUUCAAAGUGGCAGACUGCUUUAUAUGAGCCCGAGUCUAAACAUAAUGUAAUUAUUACGUGGUUCAUAAAUCCCAAUAAGUUUUAUUGCCAAACGUUGCGUCAAGAAGCAGAAUUCAAAACGAUGAUGAAUGAGAUCCAAAAAACGUACGCUGGCAGAGAAUCUAUAAAACAUAAGUUAGAGAUUGGUUCACCGGUCAUCGCAAUAUUUUCCGAGGAUGGUGCUCUUUAUCGAGCGGAAGUUGUAAACAACAAUGUGCAAAAUGGACAUGUAGUCCAGUACAUAGAUUUUGGAAAUUGUGCAACCGUAAAACAGCAUAAUAUUUAUCCUGUAGAAAAGAAGUUCAUGCAAUUACCUAGAUUAGCAGCUCAGUGUACGUUGAAAGACAUUGUACCUAAGAACUUAAACUGGUCCGAAGUUAACAACGAUGCACUUGAUAACUGUUUCAAUGGUGACAAAUACGACUGCACCUUCCAUAAUUUGAACGCUGAUCGAUACACGAUUUCAUUGAACCUCAAUGGACAAGACGUAGGUAAUGCGUUGGUACAGAAAAAUCUUGCGGCUUUUGCCGAAAAACUUCAGCCAGCAAAAACAAUAACUUUAGCUGAAGCAGUUAAUGUUGUUCCAGAAACACCUAAUAUAGAAAUAACGGCGCUCAAUGAGGUAGAAAGGGUAGACAUAAGUCUCUUGAGUGGCCAAACACUCAAAAUGAAAGUUUCCAAUGUAGAAAGCAUAACUCGUUUUCAUGUCCAACUUCCGUCAGCCUCGAAAUGUGAACACCUCAUCGACGAAUACAUGGCAGAUAAGAACGCAGAGGUGAUGCCGCGACUGUCAAGCCGCGAGAUGUGUCUUGGCACGGGUUGUCUAGUCAAUGCAAAUGGAACAUGGAGGCGAGCAGUAGUGAUUAACUGUUCGCUCCUCGUCGGAUCAUUUGACAUAAAGUUCAUUGAUACCGGGGCAUACGAUGAAAUACUGGAUAACGCUCUGGCUCUACCUGGAGCACUUGCGAUUAUGCAGAAGCAAGCGCUAGAGUGCUCUCUGCAAGAUGUGCAAGCAUCUCCCGAUGCAGAUAGACAGUUGAAGGAAUUGAUUGAAGGAAAGGAUGUGCUCGUUCACGUAACAGAAGUCAACGAUAGCAGACUCAUGGUAAAGCUGUACGACCUGCAUGGCAACGGAAUAAUGAAUGCAAGUGAUAAAGUUAUCUCAACUGUGUGUCCAAUGCCUAUACUGAGUUCCACUCACAAAGUGUCCAUGUCAUGCGCUAUGAUACAGAACGAUCAUUCUGUCAAUGUUUGGCUGCAACGAUACUCCGACUAUGAGAUCGAGGCUAAAUUGUUGGCAGAUCUGCAACAAUACUACUUCAAUUCCGGACAAAGACUGAAGCCAGAAGUAAAUCUGCUGUGCGCAGUCAAAAGUACAGACGGCCGUUGGUACAGAGGAAAGAUCAUCAGCCACACCGAAACUACGGCCUAUGUCCAUUACAUCGACUAUGGCAAUACGGAGGAGAUAGCGUUGGAAUUUAUCAUGGUCUUGGAACCGCAGUUUUACGAACCCUACCAAUUAGCGAUAAACGCAACGUUAUCCGUGGCUCUUGCGGGCAUUGAAACUGAGCAAAUAAACAUAGUGCAGACUCACUUAAUGAACAAGGAAUUCACAGCUGUCUUCUACAACGUGCACAACAAGUGGAUCGUCGAUCUGAUCGAAAACGGUGAAAAACUCAGCGAUAAAUUACGUUCGUUGAAUCUGGUAAGGGAGCAAGACAUAGCUCCGCAGUCAUUUUCCCAGACGCAAGAAUCGUCGACAACCCUCAUGUUCGAUACGUACGUGUCUCAUACCGAUUCCCCGAGUCAAUUCUGGUUACAACAAGUAAACGAGAACGCAGUCUUGGGCGAACUUCAAGACAAACUUCAACUAGAGGUUCUCAAUUUCCCGGCGGUGGACGAUAUACCAGAAGAAGGCACCUUAUGCGUUGCUAUUUAUUCAUUCGAUGAUCGCUGGUAUCGCGCCGAGGUGUUAGAUGCGGAUGAGGACAUCACAACGGUCCGAUUCAUAGACUAUGGCAAUACCGAUGUCAUCGACAAAGCCGGCCACAUUAGACAGAUGCCGGAUACUUGGAAAAAUAUAAAGAGAUACGCAGUCAAGUGUAAACUCGAUGUCAUUCCCAUAGGUACGGAAGAUUGGGACCAAACGACCUGCAACAGAUUCGGGGAACUGGUAAUGUCAGUUGAUGUUCUUCAAGCUAAGAUAGUAGCGGACACCGUGCCGAACCGUGUAGAGCUUUUUAUAAACAACAAGAGCGUCAGCGAGACAUUGGUCGAAGAGGGACUCGCUGUCAUAGUUAGUUCUGAGCAAGCCGAACUUGUGGACGAGGAAAUUGUUGACAUCGAACUGGACCCACAUUCCGCCUUCGUGUGCCACAUCAAUUCUCCAAGUGAAUUCUGGGUACAAGAGGAAAAAUCAGUUGCUGAUCUAGAAGUGAUGACUGAUAGAUUCAUGGUGGCGGAUAUGUUCCCAAGAAUUGACAUCGUGAAGGAGGAUUUACUGUGUGUUGCCAAGUAUCCCGAGGAUUCACAAUGGUAUAGAGCGCGUGUACUAUCUCACGUCGACAAAGGCACGACUCAAGUCAUAUAUAUAGAUUAUGGAAAUUCCUCCAAGUCUACGGAAAUUCGCGCUCUUCCAGAAGAUCUAGCAGAUGUGCCGCCUUUGUCACGAAAAUGCUGCCUAGAACUACCAUCACACGUAAAGGAGUGGUCGGAGGAAGCUUGCAACAAAUUCAUAGGAUUAGCAGCGGAUGGUGCGACAAUUUUCAUCCUGGACGUGUUGAAAGAGCAAGAGACAUCAAUGGUGAAACUGACGCUGGACAACCAAAACGUGACCGAUAUUCUGGCGAGUUUGUGCGAGCAACAUCUGCCAGUCAUUGAGGAGAGACUGCCGCCGCUCGGCGAAGAGAACUCGCCGAACGUGGUGGUCAGUCAUAUUAACAGCCCAGACGAAUUCUGGAUCCAAGCAGAGAGCAGCAUAAGCGAACUGGAGGUGAUGUCGGAUCGUUUACGAGACGCACAAAGUUUCGUUACGCUGAAUACCUUUGACGUCGGUACGGUUUGCGCUGCUUUAUAUCCUGAAGAUGAAUAUUGGUACAGAGCAAAAAUACUCGCGCAUCACGAAGAGGGCAUGGAAGUUCUUUACAUGGACUACGGUAAUUCUGCAGUUACGAAGGAGCUAAGAGUACUGCCACAGGAUAUUGUUAAUAUUCCCACUCUGUCGAAACGAUGUGCUCUGGAGAAACCGCACCACAUAGCAGUAUGGAGCAAGCAAGCUUGCGACAAGUUUAAAGAACUUGCCGCUGAAGGGGCUACAAUGUUCCAGUUUGAAACUCUCGACGAGAAUGACCCGAUGCAUGUACGAUUGAAUUUGAAUGGGACGAAUGUCGUCGAGUUUUUACAAAUCGAAUGCGAGGACAUUACGCAAGUUGAAAAAGUAAUUGAUGAAGACGUCGAAGUGAUUGAAGAAACUAAAGAUACUACUUCCACUACAGAGAAACAACUUAAGGUUGUCGCUGAUGAAACAGUUGUCCAGCAGGAUCAUCCGAAUGAAGAGAUUUCAGAUUUUGAGCAGAAGUUAGAGAAAUUGAUUGACGAAGAAGUAAUUAAUAAAUCAUUUGGUGACUCCAAUACAGGUAAUGAAUUUAUCGAAGACCAACAAGGAUACAUAAUGUAUUCUAACGAAAUUGGAAAACUCGACGAAGAAUCUGAAGUUGUGGCACCUAAGCAUAUUACAGAAGUGAGCGAAGUAUCAGAAGACCUCGGUACUACAAACGCAACAUGUCUUAUGCCCGUUGUAACGGAACUUAGCGUCGAUGAUAUCAUUGGGAAUAUGGUAAGGGAUAUUACUGAGGAAUCGGAUUCGCAAGAAAUUAAUGAUAUAAGCUUGCAAAUCAUCAACGAACCACAGUCUGAUGUUCAAGAUGAGGUUCAUCGGGUUCAAGGUGAAGUUCAUCAAAUUCGAGAUGAGGUUCAUCAGAUUCAAGAUGAUGAAAUUCAUGAACAACAAAAGCAUGUUAUUCAAAUACAAGAUAUAAAUAUAAGUGAACCGUCAGAUUUAUCAAAUGCCAAUAAAAAACAGUUGCAGAAUGCCACUGAAGAUGAUGCUAACGAAGAAGAAAAAUUACAUUCUCAAGUACAAUCUGAUACAUUAUUUGUAGAGCAGACAACUAUAAAUGAAAGGAUAUCGAUUGAUACAACGGGAGAUGUCACCGAGGAUGCAGAUUCGAAAGAAAUUUUAUCGAUAACGAACGGAUCACAGGAUAUCGUGCAACUUGACGCUAAUCAAAUCAAGGAAGAAAAAGAACAGUCUGAGACAAAGCCUAAUAUAAACGAGCCUUUAGAACAGCAAAACUUGAAUACAAUAUUUGACGAUGUUCGUAACAACGUCCGGUGUUUAUCGAAGGAACAUAUAAAUCUCACUAAGGAACUUCAAGAACAAAGUUCGACUGAGAAUGAGACUGUAUACAAAAACACAACCAAGGAUGACAAUUUACAAAUUAUAUUAAAGAGCGCAAGUACAGAUCUGGAUGCUUCCUCAAAAUCCACAGGCAUGGCAGCAAUGAUGCCACUGCCGUCCGUAACCAAGACUGAUCUGAUCGAGCAACGUAGGUCUUUAGGUUCGAGGAGACGAUCCGAAGAUAAGAUAGUACCUGGCUGCAUCUCCAGAGGCGAAUCACCGGAUGCGGAAGCGGCAACGUAUUCUCUCACACCAAAGACGUCAGAAAAGCUAACAACUAGUGUUGCAAACAUCUUGCAACCGGUGGCCGACUCCGUACAGGAGGAGGACAGUGAAAUACUUACCGUUCCCGUAGAAAAUAACAUUCCUUAAUACGCGGUAUAACUUCAUUAUAUAAAUAUAUAUAUAUAUAGUAUACAUAUUGCAAAUUUACGUAAAUAUAACGUAAAUCUGCGAUAUACGAAAGUGUGUUUCUCCGAUAAGUAAUAAAUAAAUAAAUAAGUAAAUAAAUAAAUAAGUAAACAUUACACAUUCUUCAACAAGUUAUCUUCAUUUCAUAUUUCUUUAUGUUUGCAUAGAGAUGUAUUUAUACGCGAGAGUAUAAUGAUAAUACUGUUAUUUUGUUUUUCUUUCAUAUUCCUUUUCUUUUACAAGUCGCGUUUCUUAUGUUGCUACACCAAUGCACUCUGAUGCCAUCAGAUAUUGAACCAAAGAUUAACUCACUUGGCUGAUAAAUCGUUGUUUACGUUGUUCUUACGUUACAACAUAAUACUCGUUAAUGAUAUCAUGGGACCGUAUUCCUAUAACUCUUAAUCUUAAGUUGCUAUUUAACAAUAAAUAUUUAAAUUAA